This is a messenger RNA of Myxocyprinus asiaticus (Chinese sucker), 2258 nucleotides long. RefSeq names its product potassium channel, subfamily K, member 9 (gene kcnk9). The transcript is spliced from 3 exons. The coding region runs from base 1 to 1155 and encodes 384 amino acids. Gene Ontology annotation, biological process: potassium ion transmembrane transport; stabilization of membrane potential. The record is from RefSeq and is a predicted model, not a curated record. NCBI's taxonomy places the organism in Eukaryota, Metazoa, Chordata, Actinopteri, Cypriniformes, Catostomidae. Gene Ontology annotation, cellular component: membrane. Gene Ontology annotation, molecular function: potassium ion leak channel activity.
AUGAAGAGGCAGAACGUGCGGACGCUGUCCCUGAUCGUCUGCACGUUCACCUAUCUGCUGGUCGGGGCCGCGGUGUUUGACGCGCUCGAGUCGGACUUCGAGAUGCGGGAAAAGGAGCAGCUCGAGGCGGAGGAGAAGCGGCUCCAGGGCAAGUACAACAUCAGCGAGGACGACUAUAGAAAGCUGGAGACCAUCAUCAUGGAGGCCGAACCCCACAGAGCGGGGGUCCAGUGGAAAUUUGCAGGGUCCUUUUACUUUGCCAUCACUGUCAUUACAACUAUUGGUUAUGGCCAUGCGGCUCCAGGCACAGAUGCAGGAAAGGCGUUUUGCAUGUUUUAUGCAGUGUUGGGCAUCCCUCUCACACUAGUGAUGUUUCAAAGUCUCGGCGAGAGGAUGAACACCUUUGUCAAGUACCUGCUCAAGCGCAUCAAAAAGUGCUGCGGGAUGCGCAUCACGGACGUCUCCAUGGAGAACAUGGUGACCGUAGGGUUCUUCUCCUGCAUGGGAACGCUUUGUAUUGGAGCGGUGGCUUUCUCCCACUAUGAGGACUGGAGUUUCUUUCAAUCCUAUUAUUAUUGUUUUAUAACGCUCACCACAAUUGGGUUUGGGGACUUUGUAGCCCUGCAGAAGAACAGAGCCUUGCAGAGAAAGCCACUCUACGUGGCCUUCAGCUUCAUGUACAUCUUAGUUGGGCUGACGGUGAUUGGAGCAUUUCUCAAUUUGGUGGUGUUGCGUUUCCUGACCAUGAACAGCGAGGACGAACGGCGGGAUGCGGAGGAGAGAGCCUCUCUUGUGGGAAACCGUAGUAGCAUGAUUAUCCACAUCCAGGAGGACACACUUCAGAGGAGUCGACGGAGACGAGAGCAGCAGCAACAACGCUACAGAUCAGAAGUCACCAAUCUCCAAUCUGUGUGCUCAUGCAUGCAUUACCAUUCACAUGAGUUUGGGAGGGGUGCAUUUCCGCACCAGAACUCGUUCGGCUCCCAGUUGAGUCCGCAUCAGUACCACCACUCGACGGUGUCCUACCACAUUGAGGAAAUCUCGCCGAGCACAUUGAAAAAUAGCUUCCUACCCUCACCUAUCAGCUCUGUCUCACCAGGGCUGCACAGCUUCAUGGAAAACCUCCGAUUGAUGAGACGACGCAAGUCCAUUUGAGGCCAAAUGUCACUUGGUUUGGGUUUCUCGAGAAUGCGGUAUUUAUUCAAUAAUCGCAAUCACACACAUCCAAUGCUGCUGCUCUCCCAAACUGCAAUCCUGCUCUUUGUCCUUUUGUUUUGGCUCGUGCGAGAUAAUAAACAUGCAGAAGUAAUGUCAGACCAUGUGAGCAGGAUGGUUGAUUGGAUGAUGGAUAUACAGCAUAUGAAUUUGCUGAUUUAGAAAAAGCAUGAAGCAUGGAUAUCUAUUUUUGCAGAAAAACAGCACCUGGGCCUUCUUUGCCCAUUUGAGCAGCACCCAAACAGCAGGUUUGGAUCUACUAUAACCCUGAUAUCAUAUCAGAUGAUGCACACUUGAGUUUUGAAUAAUAAAGAGGGAGAUAUAUAAUUUUUUAAAGGGACAUGUGAAAAAGCGUGUUUUAUCAUAUGGUGAGCAGCCUCUGGUUCUUUAUGAAAUUCAAGUGCCACACCACCGAAGGAGAUAUUAAGAUUAAAAAAAAACUGCUUUGAAAAGGACUACACUGUAUCAGGUAUUGUUUUCUAUAAGCAAUUCUAUUUAAGACAUUAAUUCACAUCAUGCCAAAAUAUUGUUGCCAACCAUUGCAUGUGCAUUUGAUGUACAUCAUUGUUUGCGUUAUCUUUUGUUUUUUAGUUUUCGUUUCGUUAAUUUAAAUUGAAAGCUUUUGUAAAUUAUACAUGUAUGUAGAGACAUUCCAAGUGCGUUAUAUCUAAAUGUUACAGAUGGAAGACAGCAAAAGUCGGUUUAAAGAAAAGAAUUGCAUGUACUUCGUUUAAACUGGUAUGCAUAUACUGUCAAAAAGGGAAAGUGAUCGCUACCUUAGCACUGGAUCCGAUAUAAUAAGCAAAUAUUCCUUUAAAGUAUUUUUUGAAAUAAAAGUUGAAUUUCUGCCUCUAAAAUGUCAAAUAAUUGAAACACCAAUCUCAAGGGCAUUUAAAAAGACUCACAAUGGAAACAUACUGACAUCACCAAUGAUUGUUAUUCAUCGUUAUUUAUAUAAACAACAGCACGUUGACUUAUUAUUCCAUUGUGAACAGAUUCAAAUGUAUAAUGUAUGUUAUAACCCUAGUAAUGAUUGCUUUGCU